AUGGGGAAAUAUAUUGUUGACGAUGAGAUGGAAAAUGUGUAUGAGUUACUGAUUGAUGGUGGUGAAUCAUCCAAAGCUGAACCACCCGAAGUUGGCUCAGAAACCGAUCCCACAUCAGUCCUCGAAGUGAGCCAAUAUUGGGGUGACAGUCUUAGUCCGAUUCUGUUUACAUGCUACUUUGAGAGUGCACUGCGAGGUAUCAGAUCUGACUCCCCUCCUGACGACAUCCUACCACCUGAACUGCAGUAUGCGGAUGAUCUAGACUUCAUUGGAACUGAUGAGCAAGAGCUAGAGGACAUUCAUGAUCCAUGUGCAGAGACCCUCCCAAGCCAUAACCUCACCGUUAAUACCUCCAAAACUGAACGAACAAAGAUAUACCUGGCUGAUGAUCUGGAGGAGCGUGGUUCCGAAGCAUGGAGAAAUGCGAAGCCGCUGGGAUCACGGCUAGGCUCAGCGCAAGAUGUCCAAGCCAGAAAGGCCCUAGCAACCCAGGCAUUCUGUUCGUUGUACGCACUCUUCAAGCAUCAAUCUACCUCACUACUGCUUAGAGUUGCGCUGUACAAUACCUAUGUGAAGCCAGUGCUGUUGUACAACUGUGCGACAUGGGGUCUCACAGAUGCCACCACCAGAGGGAUUGACACCUUUCAUCGAAGGCAUCUGAGAACAAUGGCUGGCGUUAAGUUCCCGAACACAAUAACCAACAAGCAUCUGUACGACAUCUGCGGCUCAGCACCAAUUUCGCUCGAAAUUGACCAACGGCGUUGGGAGCUCCUUGGUCACAUACUGAGAAUGCAGAAGAGCUCUCUCCCACAGCGCGUGUUAGAGGUUUCAGCCACCGCGAGCCUGCGCGGUCGACUGGGCCGACCCAGGUAA
This is a messenger RNA of Sycon ciliatum, 873 nucleotides long. RefSeq lists its product as uncharacterized. The transcript has 2 exons. The record is from RefSeq and is a predicted model, not a curated record. Bases 1 to 873 code for a protein of 290 amino acids. NCBI's taxonomy places the organism in Eukaryota, Metazoa, Porifera, Calcarea, Leucosolenida, Sycettidae.